CAUAACCAGAGGUUUCUCUUCACAAUCAUGGAAGAGACGAAAGCUGAUUUGGAAUCUGAAGAUGGGAGAUCAAGAUUGGGUUCAAGAUCAAGAAGAAGAAGCUUGAGUGAUGUUCCUAAUGACUGUAGUACCCCUGGAUUCACUCCAUUGGCUUCUCCUCGUACGCUAAAGUCAUCAUCUCCUUUGGAGUCUUAUCCACACCAUGGAUUCAAUCCUCUGUUUGAAUCAGACGGUGAGCUUGAGUUUAACAAGUUCUUUAAGUCGUCUACUUCAUCACCUCCACCUAAAUUCAAGUUCUUGAGAGAUGCUGAAGAGAAGCUGAGGAAGAGAUUGAUUGAAGAAGCUAAAAGAAGAGAAGGCUUAGCUUCUCCAAAAUCGGAAGGUUCGUUUCUGAAGUUCAUGAAUCCUCCACCUGCGAUGAACAGAGAGAAGAAACAGAGUAUUAUUCAAGAAUCUGAUGAAACGGUGUCGUUUUCUCCUACUUGUUCUUCUUCUUCAUCAGGUAUAAAUCUUAGAAUGUUGUUAGACCAAAAAUCCACAGUGGUGGUUGUUUAGUAUUAUUAGCAUCUCUGUCUCUUCUUCUUCUCUACUCUAAUUUUUAUUUUUUGUUGAAAAUUUUUUUUCUCAAGAAUUUCAAUUUCUUUUU
Messenger RNA from Camelina sativa (false flax), 646 nucleotides. NCBI's taxonomy places the organism in Eukaryota, Viridiplantae, Streptophyta, Magnoliopsida, Brassicales, Brassicaceae. The record is from RefSeq and is a predicted model, not a curated record.